UUACUCUGCUUACUGCUCCACUUCACCACGUCUGCUCAUGACACUGCCCUGCUGAGCUGAGCUGACCAUCCGCCGAACAAGCUGCCAUCUGCCUAGUAAGCUUGCCUACUUUUACUCCCAACCACCUGCACCCACUCGUCGUCAUCCUGCAGCCCGCAAUUUCCUCCACUUCACCCUGACGCCAUCCUUCUUCAAUUCUUCCAUCCAUCCUCCACUCUGCUACUCUCUAUUCCUACUACUCCAACCACCACAACCACAACCACCAUCGCUCGACUGGACCGCCUCCUCAACACCGCCAUGUCCGUCUCGGUACGAGAACGCGAGCGUGAGCGCGACUGGGACUCUCGCUCCAGUCGCAACGACGGCGCUCGUUCCUACACCACCGUCCGUCGAUACAAGGUUCCCGACACAGACUACGACGACGAUCGCUUCGUCGAGGAGACUCGCAUCGUGCGCAAGUCCACCCACACCGACGAUGACAACAUCAACCUCAACAUCAACAAUAACAACUACGAUGCCCAGUCCGCCAGACACUCGCACACCACACACACAACCCGCCACUCGGAGCCGCGAGCCCGCUCUGUGCGCGAGUAUGAAGUCGUUGAUCGCGAGAUUGAGUUUGAGCGUGAGGUCGUGCCUGCUCCCACUCUUCCGCGCGACUCUACCACUACCCGCGAGAUCCGCGAGUACCGCUACGUCGACCGCGACCGCUCUCCGUCGCCUCCGCGCCGCGAAAUCCGUGAGUACCGCUUCGAGCGAGACGUCGAGCGCUCGGAUUCGCCGGAGAGGGAGUACAGAGUGACUCGCACCCUCGAACGCGACGAUCCAGAGACGCCCUAUGAGCUCCAGCGCUACUCCAAGUCGACCGAGUACUUUGCCAACCCACCACCUCCCCCGCAGCCCAUCGUCAUCCGGAACGAGGCUCCCCAGCCAAUCAUCAUCCAGGAAGAGCGACGCCAGCCGCAGCAGAUUGUCAUCAAGAGAGAAGAGCCCCAGUACGAGAUCAUCGAGCGUGAAGAGGUCAGGGACGAUCGCCAGCUGGAGCGCCGUGAGCCGCGCCAGGACGAGGACUAUUACUACGAGCGCAGGAUCCGAGAGACGAGCAGAGGGCCCCGGGAUCGAGACAACUACUACGAAGAGCGAGAGUACGACAGCCGUCGUCGCGACGAGGACCGCUUCAGCGACGACGACAUGGUCUACAUCCGAAAGGACAGAUGGGAGCGCGACGAGAGUCCUCACCACCGCCGUCAUCUCGCAGAGGGUGCUCUCGUCGGCCUUGGCGCCGCAGAACUCAUGCGACACCAUCGUCGCUCCCAGGGCGAGGAUCCUGGUCAUCACGCCCGACAGGCACUCGGAUAUACUGCUCUAGGCGCGGUCGGCGCUGAAGCCGUCAGUCGCUUCCGCAAAUCGCGCUCCCAUUCCCGCUCGCGAUCUGGCUCUCGUGGACGCCGUGACAAGAGUCGUCACCGCAAGCGUUCGCUCUCACGCGGCAAGAAGAUUGGUGCCGUGGCCGGUAUAGCCGCCGUUGGUGCCCUCGCAUACGCGGCAAGCCGACGGAACAAGAACAAGAAUGCUGCCGCCGCAGGGAGCCGGAGCAGAAGUCGCUCUCGCAGACGCCACUCUGUUGGCGGGGAGCGCUCCCGCAGCCGACACGAUCCCGAGCACAGAAACAGAAGAGUCGCCCAAGCCGGUCUUGCCACCGCUGCCGUUGCCGGGCUGGUCGAGCGCGCUCGAAGCAAGUCAAGAUCCCGCAAGGGCGAGAAGCCGAGAAGCCGCAGCCGCAUAAAGACUGGCGUGCCCAUCGCCGCUGCUGGCUUGGCCGGUGCCGCUGUCACUGGCCUCUACGAGCGACAGAAGGCGAAGAAGGAGGCUGGCGGAGGAGACGAAGAUGAAGGCGAGCGUGGCCGGUCGAGGUCGGUGUCGAGGUCGAGGACACACUCAAAGUCCAAGUCUAGGUCGAGAUCCAGGUCAGUGCGUGACGGUGACCGAGACCGGGACCGGGACCGGGAUCGCUCUCGCCGCAACUCGACUGGUGACCGUGGUCUUAUCGAGUACGGCGGCGACCCAAUAUACACGGCCGCAGACGGCCGUCGUGAGCGCGAUCAUGCAGACUACCGCGAGCGCCGUCGGGACAGAGGCCGCAGACGUGGCUCCGACGAUUCGGACGACAAGCCUCGCAGCCGGAGCCGGAGCCGCAGCAGAAAGCUCGCAGAGACGGCUGCCGUCGCGGGUGUUGCCGGUGUUGCAGCGCAUGAAGCCGCAAAGAGACGUGAGCGCAAGAAGGCUGAGAAAGAGCGGCAACGUACGUCGUCGUCCCAGUGACUUGUAGCUAAAAUACAUACACACGAAGACUAACAGAUCAUUAUAUAGGCCUGGCAGAAGAACGCGAGCGUGACUUUCCGUCGUCCGACGCAUUCAGUCCGCCUCCCUUUGUGCCCACUGGCCCAGCUU
Molecule: messenger RNA, 2451 nt
Organism: Pseudovirgaria hyperparasitica
Lineage: Eukaryota; Fungi; Ascomycota; Dothideomycetes; Acrospermales; Acrospermaceae
Exons: 2
Coding region: 298-2322 (674 amino acids)
Source: RefSeq, a predicted model, not a curated record